AUCGCCCAUCCCUAUAUGUCAAGCCUCCGUCGUGGCUUUCCUAUCUGACAAACUGUUAUCUAGGAAUGAUCCAAUUGUUGUAACAAUAUUGGACGCUUUCAUUUUAUCAAUUGUGCAGUAGAAAUGCAAUCUAUGACGUGCAGGGAACAAUAUAAGUGCACUAUGUGAUACGUCGAGUCGCGAUACAGUUUCGAAUCCAUGUUCUACAAUUGUAAACAUUAAUCCACGCUUGUACUCUGAUUUAUCAGCGAGUCUUCCGUCAUGAACGCUUAUAACAGAAGUGCACCAGGUAUAUCAGGGAAUGCUUUUGAUUGUUGGGUUCAGAAGACUAAUAUGCAUGAUGAUUCCACUAUAACAAAAAUGCAACAUCAAUUCUGGGUGACAAAGCAGGCUUUGUCCCGGAAAUUGGGAAAAAAGGAGGAUGAAUGUAUAGUUGCUUCGGAUGCUGAGCUGGAUGCGAAGCUGGAAUUGUUUCGUAGUAUCCAAGAAUCUUGUUCUUACUUACAAAGAGUUAUUGACAGAUACCAAGAGAGAUUAUGUAAUCUAGCUCAGGAAGAAAAUGCUAUGGGACGUUUUUUGAAAGAUGCUGGCAAGCAAGACAAAACUCGUGCUGGCAAAAUGAUGUCAGCAGUUGGUAAAUCUUUAUCAUAUUCUGGUCAACAAAGACUUGCAUUAAGAGCACCUUUAGGUCGAUUGUAUCAAGAAGUGGAAACAUUUAGACAGAGAGCUAUUGAAGACACUUUACAAAAUGUGCAAGCAAUGGAGAAAUCUCGUACAGAAUACCGAGCUGCUCUGUCAUGGAUGAAAAACAUUUCUCAAGAAUUAGAUCCAGAUACAUCCAAACAAUUAGAAAGAUUUAGAAAAGUUCAAACACGUGUUAGACAGGGCAAAAUAGCCUUUGACAACUUGGCUUUGGAUUGUCUUCAGAAGGUUGACUUAUUAGCGGCAGCAAGAUGUAAUAUGUUCAGCCAUGCUUUAGUUUUAUAUCAAACGACUCUCCUGAAUUUUACUAAAAAAUCUGCACAAGCUUACUCUACAAUAGCAAGUAGCUUCAAAGGCUAUCAGCACUAUGACUUUACAGUCGUACGAGAACUGGCUGAAACUUCCAGUAAAUUGGCGCAAGAAACUGGCGGUGAUGACGAUGCAGAGGACAAGGACAAAUUGCCGUUCUUCGAUAUGGACUAUCAUGACGACGUCGAGGAGGCUCAAGAGGCUACUGCAAAUUCGGAAAAUGCAUCAGAGAAAAAUAAGCAUGACGAGAAACUCUUGGACAUAGAGAGUGAACCGAAAGAUAUACUGAUAGGUUUAGAUACCAUUACAGAUUCGUCAAGGAAUGGCAUCGUACACGAUACUAAUGAUACAGAGAAUGACAAAAGUCUCGAAGAAUUCUUUGGAAAUUUAAUUCUGGAGAAAAACGUUCGCGACAGCAUCGGGCAAUCGGUUAAGAAGGCCGAAGAGAACAGUCAUUCUGAAUUGAAUAAAAACUCUGAAGAGCAGAAGCUAGCAAUGGAUAUAUUCGGAGAUUGCAAUACAAACUUCAGUCUGACUGAUUUAUCUUCCUUGUCGCCAGAGGCUCAGCAGCAGCAAUCGUUAAAUCUGAUGGCCUCCGAAAGUGCAGCGCUUCUCGACGAAAUCCUGAACGAUAAGCAAUGCGUCAAUAGCAGUGAUUGGGAAGGCAUGUCAAGUGAUACUUUUCUACCGCCAAAUAUUUUGAAGCAGAGUCUAGGGGAUGCAGCACUAGGUAUGGGACAGAAGGGUAAUAUGACAACCAGUAAUAUAGAUGACAAAGUAAAAAAAGAACAAGAAGCAGAAAGGUAAUUCGUGGUUGGACUUAUUCGCAGAAUUGGAUCCAUUGGCUAAUAAUCCAAUGGAAAAUCUUUCUGGUGAUAGUAAUGCUUCUGCUUAAUUCGUAACGUGUUUUAAUGGUGUAUUACGCUGAUAUGAUCACUUGAUACUUAUAUCAAGGGAAAAUUAAUUAAGCUAUUAUUUGUUGAGUAUGAUGAUGAUGCAGUGAGCGUUCAGUUCACAGUGUUUUCACUUCGUACAUUUGUAUCAGUAUUUACCAGUAAGCUUUUAAAUUUAACAUUCCAGAUUUAUUUUUAGUGAAAUCGUCAUAAGAAUCAAAAAUAUUCGAAUUUACAUAAUUUUUCAUAUAAGCUAGAUAUACUUACCAAAGACAUAUAAUGUUUAUUGAACAUUAUGCUAGUCAUGUUUUCUUUCAAAUAUAUUGCAAAAGAUCUUCAUGAUAAAUAAAUUUAUUAUGGAACUC
Messenger RNA from Odontomachus brunneus, 2269 nucleotides. RefSeq names its product islet cell autoantigen 1 (gene ICA69). Gene Ontology annotation, molecular function: protein domain specific binding. Gene Ontology annotation, biological process: regulation of transport. The record is from RefSeq and is a predicted model, not a curated record. Gene Ontology annotation, cellular component: Golgi apparatus. The coding region runs from base 262 to 1818 and encodes 518 amino acids. The transcript has 6 exons. Lineage: Eukaryota; Metazoa; Arthropoda; Insecta; Hymenoptera; Formicidae.